This is a messenger RNA of Aspergillus chevalieri, 1161 nucleotides long. It is a transcript of the gene GNT1, whose product is annotated as N-acetylglucosaminyltransferase. Gene Ontology annotation, molecular function: glycosyltransferase activity. NCBI's taxonomy places the organism in Eukaryota, Fungi, Ascomycota, Eurotiomycetes, Eurotiales, Aspergillaceae. The transcript has 3 exons. The record is from RefSeq and is a predicted model, not a curated record. Bases 1 to 1161 code for a protein of 386 amino acids.
AUGAAGCGAACAUCCGCCUUCCCACUCCGCAGGAGCUCUACAUCCUCCGAAGACGAGCCCGACUUCUUCGACCUCCCCGAAGAACCGCUCCUGGCGGUCGUGAAACGGCAACUGCGACGCAUUCGAACCUGGGUUGUUCUCGCUAUUUUUCUCGUCCUAAUCCUCUACUACAGACGCGAGCAACCGAAGCGGCCGCCGCUACCUCAUAUUCAAUACGACCUGGUCGAUUGGUCCCGCUACGCUUAUAGCCAAUAUGCGACGUCUAGUGCAUACCUUUGUAACGCUGUGAUGGUUUUCGAGGCCCUGCAGCGUCUGGGGAGCCGUGCGGAUCGUGUGCUGUUUUAUCCGGAGAAUUGGGAUACGGAGAUUGCGGAUAGUAAUGAUAGAGAUAGUCAGUUGCUGGUGCUGGCUAGGGACAAGUAUAGGGUGCAAUUGGUGCCGAUUGAUAUGGAUUUGGUCAAGGAGGGAUCAGGAUCUGGCGAAUCAUGGGACAAGAGCAUCUCCAAGUUGCUCGCGUUCGGCGAAACAGAAUACAAACGGUUGAUCCAUCUUGAUUCCGACAUCACCGUUCUGCAGAACAUGGAUGAAUUGUUCUUUCUACCUCCUACCACUGUCGCCAUGCCCCGGGCGCAUUGGCUGUUACCCGAGAGCAGACAAUUGUCGUCCUUGUUGAUCGUGAUCGAACCGUCAUACCGCGAAUUCAACGCUCUCAUGGAGACGUCCAAGGCGGCUAUGUUUGGUCAGAUUGAGACCAACGAUACACACCUGUAUGAUAUGGAACUACUGAACAACCGCUAUGGCGAUUCAGCCAUGGUGCUCCCCCAUCGCCAGUACGCCCUUCUCACCGGCGAAUUUCGUGCCAACGAUCACAAGCACUUCCUUGGAGAUGCGCAGGAAGAAUGGAACCCUGACAAAGUUCUGGCUGAAGCCAAACUGGUACACUUUUCUGAUUGGCCCCUGCCCAAACCCUGGGUCAUGUGGCCGCAGAACCUUCUUCCGGAAAUGUUGCCGAAGUGCAAGAACAACCCUGGCACACCUCAAGAGAGCGGAUGUCGGGAUAGACAGAUUUGGAGGCAUCUUUAUGAUGACUUUCGGCGGAGACGAAGGGAUAUUUGCAAGAUCCUCAGUUAUCCUGCGCCGGAUUGGCCUCCAGUGGAAUAA